GAUGCAUUUCCUGGUCCUGUAGGGAUGCUGUCUCCUGCUGGAAGAGUGCGCUGAGCCACUCCGCCGCGCGGGAGGGUGAACCGGGAAGCGUCGUCCAAGGCGCAGGAGCGAGGCGUAGCACGUGCAACACAAACAGAGGACUUUCUUCGCAGUCUAUUCCUUCCGGCGCGGAGUCCAUAUGGAGCUGGGAGGCGCUUAAGAGUUCUUCUGAUUGGCCAGCCUCGCAAGCGAUGGCUUUGUUUUGGUUGCAGUUGUCCUUCCCGCAAAGGGUUCCUGAUUGAUAGGAAGAGCUUCUUGAAUGGCUUAUUUUACCUGCCAUCCCAAAUAGGUGUCAUCUCUGGGGAGAAAAAAACCGCUUGUAAACGGAGAUGGCAUUGAGGAGCUUGGGUGUUGUAAACAGGUUGUUUUGGAGAAAAAGGGGUGCUUUUACUCUGAAACUUUUGUGGUUUGCGCUUUCUGUAUUCCUCUUCUGCGAAUUCUUAAUUUAUUACAUAGUCAUCAUUCGAUGUCACUGGCCACAUCUGAAAGGUCGGUCUCCAAGGGCUGAUGGCCAGAAGAUGGAUUUUGUCUUGAAAGCAAUGUUUUUAGCAGAUCCUCAUCUGCUUGGUGAGAUCAACGGACACUGGUUGGACAAGCUAAGGAGAGAAUGGCAAAUGGAGAGAGCUUUCCAAACUGCCCUCUGGCUUCUGCAGCCAGAAAUAGUUUUUAUCCUUGGAGAUGUCUUUGAUGAGGGAAAGUGGAGCUCUUUGCAGGCCUGGUCGAAUGAUGUGAGACGCUUUCAGAAAAUGUUUAGGCAUCCAGCCCAAACCGAACUAAUUGUGAUUGUUGGCAAUCAUGACAUUGGCUUUCAUUAUGAAAUGACUACAUUCAAAUUGGAGCGCUUUUCUAAAGUUUUCAACUUCUCUUCAGAAAAAUUGAUAACUCGAAAAGGGAUAAACUUUGUUCUAGUGAACAGUGUUGCACUGGAGGGCGAUGGCUGCAUGAUUUGCAAAAAUGCAGAAGCAAAGCUAAUUGAACUCUCCCACAAACUCAACUGCUCACUGCAGGAACAAAAUCAGAACAGGAAAAGGUGCCACGACGCGGAUAGACUUCCACCUUCGGCUCCAAUCCUGUUACAGCAUUAUCCUUUGUAUAGAAGAAGUGAUGCAAAAUGUACAGGGGAGGAUUCUGCUCCUCUGGAGGAAAAGAAUGACCUUUUUAGAGAGAGGUAUGAUGUGGUUUCUCAGGAAGCUUCCCAAAAGUUGCUAUGGUGGUUUCGUCCUCGCCUGAUCCUGAGUGGACACACCCACAGUGCCUGCGAAGUAUUGCAUAAUGGGAAAGUCCCAGAAAUCAGCGUUCCCUCGUUCAGCUGGAGGAACAGAAACAAUCCUAGUUUCAUAAUGGGCAGCAUAACAUCCUCAGACUUCUCUCUCUACAAGUGCUUUCUUCCCUGUGAGAACACCGUUAUUACGAUCUACUGUACAGCAGGAGUUGUGCUUGUGGUCUCCACACUAGCUCACUUUCUGCCUUUCGCCUCCCCGCUCCAUUUUGUUCAGCAUUUAAUCACUAAGUAUAAAGCACUAUGAAGAGUCAGACACUUGUAAUCAGUCACUGACACACCAAAGCUAAAGAACAGUCCAUCAGACUACAUUCAUGCCAGCAAAUGCGUACUUGAAUUGCUAGCCCAAAGGCAAAGUUUGCCUUUACAUACAGAAAUUCCUAGACAAUUGAUAUGACUUUUUAACUACAGAAUAAUUUAACUGUGAACGUUUUCAUGCUGUACAAAAAUAUUGUAUUCUACAAUCAAAUGAAUAGUUUUUAUUUUCUUUGCUAAAGUGUUUGUAUCAAAUAUGUAUAUUAAAAGUUUUGUAACUGUACACUA
Anolis sagrei ordinatus is the source of this 1861-nucleotide messenger RNA. It is a transcript of the gene MPPE1, whose product is annotated as metallophosphoesterase 1. Gene Ontology annotation, molecular function: phosphoric diester hydrolase activity. Gene Ontology annotation, biological process: GPI anchor biosynthetic process; endoplasmic reticulum to Golgi vesicle-mediated transport. The record is from RefSeq and is a predicted model, not a curated record. NCBI's taxonomy places the organism in Eukaryota, Metazoa, Chordata, Lepidosauria, Squamata, Anolidae. Gene Ontology annotation, cellular component: endoplasmic reticulum-Golgi intermediate compartment.